AAUCUUGUAGCUGUUGUGGUUCUUUGCAAAUGGUAAAGCCAAGACAAGACAAGGCAAACAUACCUCUAUCUAUCUAUAUGGACAAAGUUGGUCUCUUGUUGUGACGGUUGUUAAACGGGAAAAAGAAACUUAAGUUCCACUUUGAACCACUUUGUGGCCAAAGCAAGUCGCAGUUUAAGAAAAGUGCUCGUCCGAACAGCACUUAAAUCGGAGAUUGGCGCGGUGUUAUAUGAAUUUUUGUUUUAAAGUAAAAUUUGAUUUUCAAUUAAUUUUCAAUUCAAUUGUUUAAAAAAUAAAAAUUAAUAUUAAGAAAAAAAAAAAUCAAUUUCAUUUAAAAAAAAUAAAAGAAAACAAAAAGUUAUCGUCGUUUCAUCUCGAUUUUUCUGCAGUUGUUGGAUUAUUUUUCUUUUCAUUUACUGAUUUUUGUUAAAAUUUUGCUGCAAAUAAAAAGAAAGCAAUUAAACACAACACAUCCAUCGGAAAUUCAUUUUGAGUUCUUUAACAACGGAAAGGAAACAACAAAAUUGUGUUAAAUGAAGUGAAGCAGAAGGUUUUGAAUUUCAAAUCACCACAAAUUACAUAAUUUUAUUUUAAUUAAAGAAGAUUAAAAACCAAAACCUGUGAAUAGAGUGACAUAAAGUUUGAAUUUUUUUUCGAGAACAAAAUAUACUUUUUUCUUCGUCUGAAAUUUCGAAAAGAUAUUAUAUCUUUCGAAAAACAGGACUUCACGAUGGGACAUCUCCAUGGAGUACUUUGGGUGUUUGGAUUAAUUUUAAUUCUUAAUUCAGAAUUCACCCUUGCCCAACAUAAACGUUCCUCUUCACGCAUCACAAGUUCCCGUUCAUUUGGCACAAAUGUGAAAUCAUCUUCCUCUUCAGCGACAGGGGUUAACUUUGAUUGCCCCGAAGAAUUUGGCUAUUAUCCGCAUCCAAACGAUUGCACUCAAUAUUAUGUUUGUGUAUUCGGGGGUGCACUUCUUGAGAGUUGUACUGGUGGCCUUAUGUAUAGUCAUGAAUUACAAACAUGUGAUUGGCCAAGAAAUGUUGGUUGUGAUGUUAUUGAUGGUGGUGGUGCCAGUAUAUCGGUUCCAUCUGGAGGAGGUUCAUCUUCCUAUCGUGAUGUUACACCUAGAGUACCACAAAUCAAACAACAACAACAACAGUCCUAUCAACAGCAGCAGCAGCAACAACAACAACAGCAAAUUCCUCACCGUGAUCGAUUCGGAUCAUCAUAUUCAAGUUCAACACCAUCAAUUCAAUCAAAACCAACUAUUGUCCAUCAAUAUCAACCUCGCCAGCAACAGCAACAACAACAACAGCAGCAUCAUCGUGUGAUUCAAGCUCAAGUUCAAACACUGCCACCUCCGCCAGAGCUACGAGUUGCUCCUAAUCCAGUGAUUACAUCUCGAGGACAACCCAAGCCUUUGCUUGAUUCCCAAGAAGACAUUGCUAAGCUCUACGCCGAUGCACAUGACAGUUUGCCACCUGUGGAAGAAGAAGAAAGUGAUCGUCAACAACGUGUCUACCGUGGGCAACCUAGCACCGUCGGACAAGUUCAACGUGAUCGAGAUGGUAUCCUUCAUCAAGCUAGCAUCAAUGCCAUUCCAAAUCAUGGUAAAAUUGGUUCAUUCGCCUAUGGUGCACAGAUUAACCAGUACCGUGUUGAGUCAAGCUCACAAGCACCACCACCGCAACAAUCGGGGAAUAUUUUCAUUUCGCAACAACGACCAAAAAUCGUUGAAAAUAAUGGCAAUCGAAAUUAUUAUAAUACGUCAUAUGAGACACAACAACAACAACAACAAAAUUAUGAUCCAUAUUAUUCGGUUUAUGAUGAUGACAUUGAUCUGUAUAGGGAUGUUGAAUAUAGCAAUCAACAACAACAACAACAACAACAGCAACAACACCAGCCACAGCGUCAACAACAGCAACAACAUCAACCGAUUCAUCAACAACAACAACAACCUCAACAUCAAUUGCGUGGUAAGAUUCCACAGCAACAAAUAGUACAACAACAACAACAGCAUCAACAACAAGCCGAGCCAUUGAGACCCACCUAUCGUCCAGAAAUCAUAACCUCCCCACAACCAGCCCGUGAAACUUACAUCAGCAAACCGCUUCAGAAGCCAUUGCAGCAGGAGAGCAAGCCAUUCAACAAUCAACAAUCGUUGAUCUACAAUUCGGACUAUGAUGAAGACUUGAUUGCACAGAUCGAGCAAGACAAUGAGUACGAUCAACCCACACGAUCUCCAAUAAGAUCCAACAGAUUAUCGGAUGAUGGUAUCAAGACCACCACCACUACCAACACCACCAAUAAGGCGACUCCCACAUCUGUCAUAUUGACCUUCACCUCGAAUGUGGGUCUUACUAAUCAAUCCAAUAGACAUCUCAAAACCAAUACCGAUUCAAUCCUUAGUCAAUCCCCAUCCGAAACUACCCCAACUAGUGUGCAAUUUUUAGCUCAAAACCAAUCGAAACGUGAAAGUUCUGAAGAACGAUCAGAAGCUACUUUAGAAAUAAAAAAUAAUAAAAAGUCUAGAUUCGAAUUAAAAACCAAUAACAACGAUAAUAAUAAUGAUAAUAGACCAAAAGUUCAACAGAGUGAAGAAAUCCUUCCAGAAAUCGUUGAAGAAGCAGAACAAGCUGUUACUGAAAAACAAAGAAAGAAAAUUCUAAGCUAUAUUAUAUCUGAUGUAGAACCACAAAGCUUUAAGUCUCCAGUUGCGAAAAUCCCAAAGGUUAGUUCGACAACAGAGGCAACAACCAUAAACAUUCCCCUGGAUAGUUCAAAGAAUCAGAGGACAUACCGCUUUAGUCUGUCGCAAGGUUAUAGAGGUUUCAGUUUGAAGAGUGAAGAGUCGGCAAGAUCACAAUCAUCCCCCGAUUCAGAGGAGAAAAAUAGUAAAUCUGGAGUUCCAAUUUAUACACGGUCAAGAUCAAGGUACGACAGGAAGGAAACUGCCCUCAAUGAACAGAGGGACGAAUACGAACCAACCACAUACGCACCCAUACGAUCGUGGAGAUUCACUCGUACCAGUCCCGUUCCAUUCGCCAAGCACGAUUCGAAUGUCUUGAAUUCAGACGAUUCCGAUAUCAGCCAAGAAUACGAGUCAGCCAGUGUAAGAGACAAUAAUUUCAAUGAAGAUAUCGUUUCGUCUUCGGGAAGUGAACACACCCUUGUAACUCAACGAUCUACCACCGAACAACAGCAGAGCUUCACUGCUCGGGCAUCUUUGUUUAAGGACAAUCUAAGCCGCACCUAUGAGACUACGGGACCCACAAAGUUUGUGUCUCCAUAUAAAAGCCUCGAAACUAUUCUUCAAGAAAAAGAAGAGUCUUUGAAAUUUAAUUCGAUUAGAAGCUCUGCAGCACCCAGAACUCAAAGCCCUACCCAAGCUUAUGAGUCGACAACUCAAAAACCAUUUAGAAGCUAUUUUCUUAUUACAUCACCACCGAGGGUGUUGUAUAAUGCCACAGCACCAACCACAGCCCGUACAACUCCGACAAUAAGUUGGAAAUUUAAUCAGUCAACUUCGGUAGUUUGGCCUUCGUCCACACUUCCAACAACAACUAGUACUUCUACUACAACUACAACAACUACCACAACCACAACCCCGAAGCCAACAACAACGACAACUUCCACUACAACUACAACCACAACUCCAAAGCCAACUACAACUACAACUACAACGACUUCAAGUUCAACAUCAACUACAACCACUACAACAUCAGAGCCUGAAACCGUCCCACCAAGCACUGUUGCGCCAACAACUACAAUCAGGCUACCUUCGACAGCAUAUCGUACAAAAAUCAGGCAAGAAAUUUCCAAUUACCAGAAUCCAGAAGCUCGAUCAAGAGGCCGAUCCAGGUACACAGCUUCAUUUUCGAACGCCUUAGACGACGAGGCCACAACUUAUUCGCCUAAGCAUCGUUUUGGUACCCCACAUUACGACAGUACAACUUACAGUCCCGAGACUCCAUCAUACCGCCGACGAACUAGACCAACUCCUGCCCGUCAGCCUAAAUCAACAACAGAAAGAGAGAGAGAUUUCUUCCUUAAGACUAGAAAACAAUUUGUUGAGUUCGAAAAUGAGUCCUAUGAUCUACCAAGGUCUGAAGCCUUAAUUGGGUUGUCAGUGAACAAGAAUGAAAAUACCUAUACCGAUAAACCUCCCAGGUACACCACAUCAAAGACAACUUCAACUUCUGAGAAGGUAGUAGAGAUAACCGACAGAUCAGUUCAAUACUAUUCCAAGUUCCGUACAACGGCAACACCUGAGCGGACUCUCGCUGAGUCUCUGGGGAAUGCUGGCUAUUUGACAAACAGUCGGGGAAAAUAUAGAGAUUUGGGCUUUGCUAAUGAAGACAAUGUCGAAGACAUUGAGGAGUUCAGUGAAAUUGUAUCGAGCACUACUACGGCACCCUCCACUGCACCAACCACUUCCACAAUCCCAAUGCCACCCACAACCCCUUCGCCUACACGUACCUCACCCACAACAACCACUAAAACCACUCCUUCCACAACCACAACGCCUUCCACAACUACCACACCUUCCACAACUACCACUCCUUCCACAACUACCACACCUUCCACCACUACAACUCUUUCCACAACUACCACUCCUUCCACAACCGUUCCAUCAUCGACCGUUCCAUCCACUACUCAAUCCACAUCAACAAUACCAUCCACUCCAUUACAAUCCACAUCCUCCACAUUAAAAUCCAUUAUCCCACCUCGAGCAUCUCGAGUGAAUUCAGCCAUCAAGUCAUCGAUUGCUGCCGCCUCAAAUCGGAAUAAGGCCCUAUCGUCCACAUCCGCGUUUGCCAAAUGUGCUGACAGUACGCCAAACGCAAAGUGCAACGAAAUUCCUUCGAGAACAAAUAAUAGAGUUCGUGGUGGUUCACAUUCAAAUGGUGCUGAACGCGAACAACAAACAGCCACAGUUACCAAUCAUCGAGGAACACAUCCACCUCGUACCCGUCCAACUUUGAAACCAUCCGGAACAAUUGUCUCGAAGGCACAAGAAUUCGUCGACAUCUACAAGAAUCCACCAUCUCGUCCAGAGCCCUUAUAUCCACAACCCACUCCCGACAAGACAGCUGCAAAAUGCCGUAAAGAUGUUUGCUUACUUCCAGAUUGUUAUUGUGGUGGAAAGGAAAUUCCCGCUGAUUUACCUGUCGAAAGCAUUCCACAAAUUGUCCUUUUGACCUUCGACGAUUCGGUUAACGAUCUGAAUAAGCAACUUUACACUGAUCUCUUCGAAAAGGGUCGUGUAAAUCCAAAUGGCUGUCCAAUAUCUGCUACAUUCUAUGUAUCUCACGAAUGGACGGAUUACAGUCAAGUUCAGAACUUAUAUUCCGAUGGUCAUGAAAUUGCUUCACAUACUGUAUCGCAUAGUUUUGGAGAACAAUUUUCGCAAAAGAAAUGGACUCGUGAAGUUGCUGGACAACGUGAAAUUCUUGCCGCCUAUGGUGGAGUCAAAUUAUCCGAUGUUCGAGGCAUGAGAGCUCCAUUCCUUUCAGUUGGAGGCAAUAAAAUGUUUAAAAUGUUGUACGACUCUAAUUUCACAUACGAUUCCUCGAUGCCGGUCUAUGAGAAUCGUCCACCAAGUUGGCCUUACACUUUGGACUACAAGAUCUUCCACGAUUGCAUGAUCCCACCUUGUCCGACAAAGAGCUAUCCUGGGGUGUGGCAGGUGCCAAUGGUGAUGUGGCAAGAUUUGAAUGGUGGUCGUUGUUCCAUGGGUGAUGCAUGCUCCAAUCCCAGUGAGUCUGAUGGUGUUUACAAAAUGAUCAUGAAGAACUUUGAAAGACAUUACACAACAAACAGAGCUCCAUUUGGUUUGUUCUACCAUGCAGCUUGGUUCACACAGCCACAUCAUAAAGAAGGAUUCAUCAAGUUCUUAGAUGCAAUCAAUUCAAUGCCAGAUGUUUGGAUUUUGACAAAUUGGCAAGCGCUACAAUGGGUCCGUGAUCCAACACCUAUUUCCCGAUUAAACAAUUUCCAGCCAUUCCAAUGUGAUUAUUCGGAUCGACCAAAACGUUGCAACAACCCUAAAGUAUGCAAUCUGUGGCAUAAAUCCGGUGUCCGAUACAUGCGAACAUGUCAGCCAUGUCCUGAUAUUUAUCCAUGGACAGGAAAAACUGGAAUACGAUCGUCUCGAGUUGACAAUGACAUUGAAGAAUCAUAAGUAUUUAAUUUAAUUAUAUUGAAACAAAACAACAACACAACCGAAUUUAAUUUAAAAGACGACCAAGACAAUAAUUAAAUAAAAACAAAACAUUGGCUAUAAUUAAAUAAUUAAAUUAUUUCAAGGAUUUGAAAAAUAAAACAAAUUAAAAACAAACAUGAAAUACGUUCACUCGCUGAGAAUUUAAAUUUUCAUUCUUCUCUAAAUUUAAAACAAAAAUUGAAAAUAAUAUUUAUUAUUUUUUGUUCUUUAAUUUAAACUAAAUAAAAAUCAUUAUGUAGAAAAAUAAAUUAUAUAAAAUAAAAACAUCAUUCAUUUAUGUAACCAUUUAAUAAAAGAAAGUAAAAUAAAAACCAUUGUCAAUAAAUUUUAGGGAUGUUUUCCGAUGUAGAUUAAUUUUAAUGUUAAACCUUAGUUUUAUUUAAAAUUUUAUAAACAAAACAAAGUUUAUAAAAUAUAAUUUUAUGUGUUGUAAAAAGUUAAUAAAUGUUGUAAGAUUUUAUAGUAUAUAACACCAUUACAUAAUGUUAUUAGAUAUUCAUCCUCAUUUGUGAUAAAUAUUUCACAUUUUUAUGUCUUAAAUUUUAAGUUUUGUUUAUUUUCUUUUAUUUAAUUAAUUUGAAACAAAUAAAAGCUAUAAGUUCAUGGUUUUUAUAUUGUAUUUUAAUUUCUUUUUGUUUAAUUUUGUGUUUGUAUAUUUUAAGUCACAAAUAUAUUUGUUUUGUUAUUCAUCAAGCCAUGUUGUAUUUAUGUUGCUGAAUGUAAUAUUAAUAAAAACAAUUACACUUAAAAACAAUUUUUUAAAUCGAAAAAAACACCACUAACACUUAUGAAUGUUUUCGUUUUGUUUAAAUGUUAUUUAAAUAAAAUUAUUGUUUUGGUUUUUUUCUAAGAAUACAAAACAAAACAAUAUAAUAAUUGAGUCCUAGAGUGUACAGGGUGGUGUAAUGUUAUAUUAGUUAUCAUUUUUGUUUGUAGUAAUGUAAGGAAUAAAUACGAUAAUUCUAUUAGUCAUAUAAGUAAUUUGUAUAUUUUGUUUAACCUUUAAUACCUACCUAUGAAAAGGUUGCUAAUAAAUAAUAACAUUAUUACAUACAGGGUGUUACAGAAGAAAAUUUAUUCAGGCAUUUAUUAUACGAAAAUCAAUUUAAUUUGUAUCGAUUUUAUUUGUUCGUAUUUAAAGCUUAUUUACUACUUUUUGUGGCUUAAGCCCAUCAAAUUCUUUUGAAAAGAGUCUUUUAAAUUUGGUUGACAGCUAGUCAGAAUGCGAACUAGCUGUCAAUAUGUGAACUAACUUUAAUUGUGUCAACUUACUGUCACUUUGUCAACUAACUGUCAAUAUGUGAGCUAACUAUCAUUGUGUCAACUUACUGUCGAUUUUUUAACUAAAUGUCAUUAUAUAAACUGUUUAUGUUAUUGUAAAAUGUUGAAAAAAUUAGAGCUCACCCAAAAAGUUCAUUAACAAUUUAAAGUUGGUAUUUUUGCAUAUAUUUUGUUAAAAUUUUCCAAGGCCUUUACUUAUUCGUAGUUUUACCUUUUAUCUUUUUUAAAUCUCUAUACAUUUUGUUUUU
Eupeodes corollae is the source of this 7758-nucleotide messenger RNA. RefSeq names its product mucin-5AC (gene Cda5). Gene Ontology annotation, molecular function: chitin binding; hydrolase activity, acting on carbon-nitrogen (but not peptide) bonds. Gene Ontology annotation, cellular component: extracellular region. Bases 731 to 6187 code for a protein of 1818 amino acids. Gene Ontology annotation, biological process: carbohydrate metabolic process. The record is from RefSeq and is a predicted model, not a curated record. NCBI's taxonomy places the organism in Eukaryota, Metazoa, Arthropoda, Insecta, Diptera, Syrphidae. The transcript is spliced from 12 exons.